This is a messenger RNA of Entrophospora candida, 693 nucleotides long. The record is from the annotation of a GenBank genome assembly. Lineage: Eukaryota; Fungi; Glomeromycota; Glomeromycetes; Entrophosporales; Entrophosporaceae.
AUGUCUGAAGAACAAAUAAAUAGCAAAGAAAAGCCUACAGUUAUCGCUUCAUCUUCUGAAGUUACUAGUGUUGAUGGUGUCGCAAAAGAUAAAGGAAAUGAAUUCUUUAAAGAAGGAAAAGUUAAAGAAGUAACUAAAGACUUUGGGAUUUUUCGUAAAGAUCUACAAGAAGAUGAUGAUCAAACAAAAAAAAAUCCAUUACAAGAAGAUAUUAAGAAAACUACCAGUAUAAUAUAUAGUAAUUUGGCUGCUAUUGAAUAUACACAAAAGGCCUUAAAAAAUGAUCCUGAUAAUAUAAAAGCUUUGUACAGACGUGCUCAAGCUUACAUUGGUGAUGGUAACACGGAUAAGGCCAGAGAGGAUUUGAAUAAAUUGACUGAGAAAGAUCCUAAUGAACCAGGAACACAAAGACUAUGGAAUCUUCUCAAACAAAAAGAAAAACAACAAGAGGAAAAACAACGUAAAGAUUUUAGAGGAAUGUUUGAUCGUAUGAAAAAAGAUGAGGAAAAGGAAAAAACUGAAAAAGAUGCUUCUAAUAAAACAUCAGAAACAAAGCAAAUUAAACCAUCAUCAAAAUCAUCACAUAAUGAAAAAAUAAAAUUAAACAAAGGCGAAAAAAGUGCCAUAGAAAAACAACUGGAAGCAAAAUUAAGUGAAAACGAAGAGCCCAGAAUUGUAGAGCUUGAUGAUUAA